AUGGCUGACCGAAGAGUAGAAGACAAUGCUGUCUCCGGCCAACUCCAGAACGACCAUCGUAUUGCAGACUUCGAUCCCCCACAGAAACCCAAGACAAACAAGUUCGCUAUAGCCUGCGCCAUUUUGGCUUGCACGACUUCAAUCUUAUUGGGUUAUGAUAUUGGUGUAAUGAGUGGGGCGAAUAUCUUCAUCCAAAAUGACCUCAAAUUAAGCGACACCGAAAUCGCAGUCCUUGCGGGCACUCUAAAUAUCUACUCCCUCAUUGGCUCCGCCUUGGCCGGCCGAACCUCUGAUUGGAUCGGCCGCCGGUACACCGUUGUCCUCUCUGGAGUCAUCUUCUUUGUCGGAGCUCUCCUCAUGGGUCUCGCUCCCGGUUACGCCUUCCUCAUGUUUGGCCGAUUCGUCGCUGGAAUCGGCGUCGGCUACGGUCUCAUGAUCGCCCCAGUCUACACCGUCGAGAUCUCUCCGACGUUGUCUCGUGGCUUCCUCACAUCUUUCCCAGAGGUGUUUGUCAAUCUUGGCAUAUUAUUGGGGUACGUAUCCAAUUAUGCCUUCUCCAAGCUCCCAACCAACUUGGGCUGGAGGUACAUGCUCGGCGUCGGUGCACUUCCAGCGGUGGUUCUCGCCGUCGGCGUUUUAGCCAUGCCCGAGUCACCUCGUUGGCUCGUCAUGCAGGGACGACUCGGGGAUGCCAAGCGAGUUCUCGACAAAACCUCAACUUCCAAAGAAGAGGCUCAACUCAGGCUAGACGACAUCAAAGAAGCUGCAGGCAUCCCCAUGCACUUAAACGACGACGUUGUUUCGGUCACGAAACAAAGCCACGGCGAAGGUGUAUGGAGACAACUGAUCCUUCAUCCCACACCGGCCGUUCUUCACAUUUUAAUCGCAGCCCUUGGUAUCCAUUUCUUUCAACAAGUCACGGGCAUAGACUCUGUCGUUUUGUACAGCCCAAGGAUCUUUGCGAAGGCCGGGAUCACCUCUUACGAGCACACGCUACUGGCAACCGUGGCCGUUGGAUUCAUCAAGACCAUUUUCAUCUUCAUCGCCACAUUUCUCCUUGAUCGGGUUGGACGACGCCCAUUGCUUUUGACCAGCAUGGGUGGAAUGAUACUUUCCCUUGCGUGUCUCGGUGCGGCGCUUACGAUCGUCGAUCAUCACGACAGCACAAUCCCGUGGGCCGUCGCAUUGUGCAUCACCAUGGUGCUAUUCAACGUUGCAUUUUUCUCUAUCGGACUGGGGCCCAUCACAUGGGUCUACAGCUCUGAGAUCUUCCCGCUAAAGCUGCGAGCGCAAGGAGUCAGUUUGGGAGUGGCCGUUAACAGGGUGAUUAGUGGCAUCAUCUCCAUGACUUUUCUUUCCUUGUACAAGGCCAUCACGAUUGGCGGGGCCUUCUUUCUUUACGCUGGAAUUGGAGUGUUGGCUUGGGUCUUCUUCUAUACAAUGCUUCCGGAAACACAGGGCAGAACCCUCGAAGAAAUGGAGGUCUUGUUUGGUAAAUACCAUAAGUGGAGACAAGCCAACGCCAUGCUCAAGAGCAAGAAAGUUGAUCAUGGUGAUGGCGAUGAAAACAAGGGUCAAGUCAACUAA
Prunus mume (Japanese apricot) is the source of this 1587-nucleotide messenger RNA. RefSeq names its product polyol transporter 5-like. Gene Ontology annotation, molecular function: carbohydrate:proton symporter activity. Gene Ontology annotation, cellular component: membrane. Lineage: Eukaryota; Viridiplantae; Streptophyta; Magnoliopsida; Rosales; Rosaceae. The record is from RefSeq and is a predicted model, not a curated record. Gene Ontology annotation, biological process: transmembrane transport.